AAUUCAUCAAGAUUAAAGUAAUUUUUGCAAAAUUCAGACUGUUCUAGUUUGUAAAAUAUUAUUAUUCAAAGAUUGUGACCGUUUUAUUCCUAUAUUUUAUCAUUUUCCAUCUGGGAAGUUGAAACUUGAGGCAAAUUACAAACUAAUUAAUUUUCACUUCAUCCAGAUUUUGUUAGGUGGUCGGAAGUAGAUUUAUAUAUUUACUUUGCGCGCUCCUCAUUUCAUUACUAAUUAAAGAUAUAUUUCUUACUUACACCCUCAUUCUUAUAUCUUUAUUAGUAAGAUAAUUCAUAUAUUGGGUUUAUUUAAUACUAAAAAGAAAUGGCUGACGUUAAAAGAAACAUAUCUGAGGUCGGACUUGCCGAUUCUCAUGAUGAUAAGAAACAGCACCAAACUAAACCAGGUCGUAAACCAAUCGAAACUGUUCCAAAAUCUAAGAGAACUGCUCAAAACAGAGCUGCACAAAGAGCUUACAGAGAGAGAAAAGAACAGAGAAUGAAGGACCUUGAAGAUAAGGUGAAGUCAUUAGAGAAUGAAACUAUUCGAGCGACUACCGAGUCUGAUUUUUUGAAGGCGCAAGUGGAUGUUUUAAAGAGUGAACUUGCUCGUUAUAGAGGCACAACCGAUUUCCUGGAUUUGAAGCUUCCUACCAAAGUAGGUCACUUGCUGAACCCUGUAGGACAUAAGAAUAGCACCACAAGUUCUCUGGGAAGUUUAAGUGGAUUAUCCAGUUCACAUACCUCACCAGAAGAAGAUCCAAAGAAUGGAAUUUCAGUGAGUUUCCCAUGGAGUAAAAACAAUUUACCAACCAAUAAAUACUCACUUCCUGACUUGGUUGGAGGAUCCUCUUCUCUGACAUCUCCAUUGGAUAAUACUUUAGUAUCACCAGAAUCAUCAAAUAGCAUUUCAUCAACCCUGAACCCAAACACUGUGAAUUCACUUCAAUAUGAAAACUUGGACUUUGGAAUUAAAUUUGAAGAACAAUCCAAUCCAUUCUGUGCUCAAUUGACUGAUGGAGUUUGUGGUACAAAGGAAUGUCCAGUGCCGAAGUGUAAAACUGAAACAGUUCAAUCAACAACUACUGAUUCACCAUUCACAUCUCUUGCUGAUUUCAAGGACCCAAAACAUUCUGAAAACUAUAUGAAUGAUCCAUUUUUCAAUGGAGAUGCUAAUGAUUUCACUUAUCCUGAUGUUCUUACAUCAAAUACUAUCCCAUCUGCUACCAACGAUCCAUUGUCAUUCUUAAAUGAUGAUAAUUUUGAUGUAUCACUUGCCUUUGGUGACAAUUUUAAGCAACCACAUUUGGAUUCAUAUGACCCAAUUUCUCAAUUGACAACAGAGGAGUCUAUAUAUGAUCCAUUGAAAGAUCAAAAGAAUACAGUUGAGAGUUUUGAUUUCAAUGAGUAUGUGAAUACUGCAACAAGUAAUAGUGAUAAACCAACCGUGAAUUCAUUAUCACCAGACAUUAAGUCAGAGGAUGAGGAUGAAGUUGUUCCAGCACCAGAAGAAACGGUAAGAUGUUCAGAAAUAUGGGACAGAAUAACUUCACAUCCAAAGUAUACAGAUAUCGAUAUCGAUAGUUUGUGUAACGAAUUGAAAUCUAAGGCAAAAUGUUCAGAGAAAGGUGUUGUGAUUAAUUCAUCUGAUGUUAAUCAGUUACUUGAAAGAUCAGCUGAAAGGAAAAUAUAGAAGGAGAAGGAAGAAGAGAAAGUGUUUUUUUGUAUGGAUACACACAAUAUAUGGGUAUAUGACUUUUUUUUUUCUUUUUUUUUUUUCUUUUUUUCUUUGCUUGCUGAUUUCUUUUAAGGUGAACCUUUUUUUUUAUUAAUAAAUGGUUUUGUAAAAAAAUAUAUAUACAUACAUUUGUAC
This is a messenger RNA of [Candida] anglica, 1869 nucleotides long. NCBI's taxonomy places the organism in Eukaryota, Fungi, Ascomycota, Pichiomycetes, Serinales, Debaryomycetaceae. The record is from the annotation of a GenBank genome assembly.